UGUCGUAUUAUGCACUUUUUGACUGAUCUCAAGAUGGAUGUUGCUCUAAAAAACCUGAUCGAUGCACUCCGGACGGCUUCCACGCAACUCGACGAAAGCAAUGUCGAGGAGGUGCUCCAUGACACUGAGAAGUUGCCAGACAAGAAAGUCGCUGAACUUGCUUCGGAGGCCUUGGAUCUUCUCGAUGAAUUACGUCUCAAGUUGGAGCCUCGCCAGUUGAUUCUUGCGGAUCAUUUCCUGGGCUACAUGAACACCAAAGCCCUCUGUGCAGUUGUUGAAUUCAAUAUCCCAGAUAUUCUUUUGGAAGGUCCGAAAACGAUUGAAGAGCUUGCAAGAGCAAGUCAAGCUCGAGAAGAUCGUCUGGGUCAAGUCAUGCGUGCAAUGCGCAACAACGGCAUUUUCUCUUACGAUGCGCAAAAGAAAACCUAUCGGAACAAUUCAACAUCGACGCUCCUUCUGAAAGAUCAUUGGACGCAAUGGAGAAAUUGGGUAGACCUCUACGGCAACGAAUUCUACGAUAUGGCGCGAGGAAUCCAGCAGUCAUGCAGAAGUGAUGCCGUCCGAUCUCCUGCGCAGAUAAACUACGACACGGAUGACAGCAUGUUUAAGUACUUCACUGAGCGUGGCUGGGUUCCAAAGCUUCACAAAACUCUAAGCGGCGGUGCCGUUGCCCAAGCUCCUGGAAUUGUGGAAGAUUAUCCGUGGCAUGAGGUCGCCUCAAAGACUGUCCUGGAUGUUGGUGGUGGCGGAGGUGGCCUCAUCGCGUCGCUCCUCCGGGCAUAUCCUGAAAUGAUCGGGGGAGUGUUCGACAUGCCGCAUGUGAUUGAACAAGCAAAGGCAAACUUCCAUGAUAAAGAAGGCGUAUAUGCGGACGUCGGCAGUCGUGUUCCGCCUGAAAACUUGAUAUCAGGAGAUUUCAUGGUGGAAGUGCCGUCGUUCGAGGUGUACACCCUGAAGUGGUGUCUACAUGAUUGGAACGAUGAAAAGGCUACUCUCAUCCUGAAGACGAUUCGUCGGGCGAUCAGAGAAAGUGAGGACAGUCGACUAGUCGUCUUGGAGUGUGUUUUGAAAGAUGGGCACACGGGAAGGAUGUCAAGGUAUGGUGAUAUGAACAUGAUGGUUGCAGUUUCGGGGCAGGAAAGAGAUGAAGAACAGUGGAGGCAACUAGCGAAGGCGUCGGGUUGGCAGUUGACGAAGAUCUUUCCACUGAGGAAUGCAUGGCCAUGUGCUAUCGAGUUUAGGCCAUUUUAGUAAAUAGUAUUAGGCGACGGCGAGCAGAGUUUCAGUGAGGUUCUUCUUCUCUCUUUUCCCGUAUCUGGAUUGUAGCUCCACUUCCUUAUCUUGUAAGAAGGCGGUCAUUCAGGGCCUACUGAAAACAGGCUCCAUCCUUCUUAUGGCCUCGUCCAAGUCUUGCGGUUUCACGGCGAACCCUAUCCUGGCCCAACCUUUCUCAUUCUCU
Messenger RNA from Westerdykella ornata, 1459 nucleotides. Its product is annotated as putative O-methyltransferase. The transcript has 2 exons. Bases 10 to 1251 code for a protein of 413 amino acids. The record is from RefSeq and is a predicted model, not a curated record. Gene Ontology annotation, molecular function: O-methyltransferase activity. Lineage: Eukaryota; Fungi; Ascomycota; Dothideomycetes; Pleosporales; Sporormiaceae.